AUGGGGUUUGAAAUCCAGAGCACGUUCAAGGCAAAUGUGUUUGUAUGCACUACAGGAAUUUCAAAGGAUGAGAAGGAGCUGAUAAAAAGCCAGCUUCCAAAGCAUGUGAUUCUAGAGGAUGUGCUAUCGAUCUCCACAAACUACCUGGCCACCUACAAAGCACUGAUGACUGAAAAGUAUGUCCAGGCCUUGAAGUGGAACAUAAGGAUUCUGCACAUUGGGUGGCUAUACAACACAGACGAAAGCACGAAGAAGUACGAAAUGGCUCCAUUUGAGGGAUCCAACUUUACGAUCUCGGAGAUUUCCGAUGACUCUCUUGUUAACUACCACUGCUUGCUCGGAGCAUCGUUCACGGAGAAUCUCACAGUAUCGACAGAUUUUGUUGUUACCAACUUGAAGUCCAGCGACAAAGCAGAGUUCUGUGAGAAGCAUGGAAUCCCAAUAAUUACAUCAGAAUCUGUGUUUGGAAGUGAUUACAGCAUAUAUAGAAAGGAGCCUCACUUUAAGGCCAUAGAGACAGGCAGCGGACUUGCAUUUGAUGAGAAGGUGUUUUUUCUUGACCCAAGGCUCCCUAAGAUACUCUUUAACCGCCUUAGAAGAUUGAUUAUAUCGAACGGAGGAACUCGAGUGUCUACUAUUGAUAGAGAUGUCGACUUCAUAAUGACGCAGUCCUAUGGUGACUUUGAGAAGCACGGCGGGAAAGUUUACCACUAUCAAUAUGUGUUUGAUUGCAUCGAGACCAAUGCCGUUUUAUUUCCUGGACCUUAUAGAGUGUACUUUAAAAAGAGCAGGGCUGUUCUGGGCGACGCAGUGUGCUGCAUUGACAAAAGCCUUGAAGAGCAGAGGGUGCCGGUGUUUAAUAAGUUAAGGGCGCUAGGUGCCAUUGUCAAAGAAGACGUUGAUGUGAGCUGUACCCAUUUGAUAGUGAAAGACAGGAGUGAAUACAGAGAAAACAGGCGCACUCCAUACAAGGUUGUAUUGCUCCCGUGGAUUGAUCAAUGUCUGCACCUUCUGAAGCAUGUGAAAGAAGAUAAGUACAGCAUAGGAGUAGAAAUACCAGGCUUCUUCUUGGAAAGCAGACAGAACAGAGGCAUCAAAAGAGCGGGAGCUCCUGUUCCUAGAUCCAUGCUGUUUCAGUUCACAGGACUGUCUAUGUCCCUAAAAAAGAAAGCGAUUGAGAAGCUCGAGAAGCUAAAUUUGAAGUACAGCGAUGCAGACAGAUAUGAGAAGUGCACCCAUCUCAUUAUGGGCACAGUGUGCACCUCUGAGAAGCUGUUGUCAUGUUUGUGCAACGGGGGAUGGGUUCUUAGGCCGGACCUCAUAGACAGGCUCGACAGUACUCCGAACUUCGAUUUUAGCGAGUACGAGUGGACUGUGGACGAAAACACUCCCGAGAAGGAGAGGAAGAUUGUGGCUUCCAUUAGGAAGUGGAGGGAAAGAGUGGCCGCCACUGGAAAGCCAGCAUUCCACAGGUGGAUCGUCAGGUUAUACUGCGAUGACCAAAAGAGGAAGAGCUAUAUAAGGGUCAUUGAAAGCGGAGGGGGGAUGGUUACAGAAGGAGAUGAAUAUACGCACUGCUUUGUCUCGAAGACCUACAAAGGAGAGGUCCCUACAGAGAAGAGAUAUAGCACCGACUACAUAUUUUCGCACCUGUUUCGGUAA
Messenger RNA from Encephalitozoon cuniculi GB-M1, 1662 nucleotides. RefSeq lists its product as uncharacterized. The record is from RefSeq and is marked provisional. The transcript has a single exon. Gene Ontology annotation, biological process: positive regulation of double-strand break repair. NCBI's taxonomy places the organism in Eukaryota, Fungi, Microsporidia, Unikaryonidae. Bases 1 to 1662 code for a protein of 553 amino acids.